Messenger RNA from Debaryomyces tyrocola, 1605 nucleotides. The record is from the annotation of a GenBank genome assembly. NCBI's taxonomy places the organism in Eukaryota, Fungi, Ascomycota, Pichiomycetes, Serinales, Debaryomycetaceae.
AUGAGUAUUGAUCUUAAAUAUAUACCUAAUGCUGAACAGCUUACAACGGAAGAGCACUCAGAGAAGGAUGUUUACUCUGUUGAAGGAAGUAACAAUAAUAGAGACGAUUUAAGAUACAGCGACUUACCAUGGUAUAAAGUUUCCCAUUUACGUCACCUCAACUUAUGUGUAUUAUUGAUUUCGUUGUCAACAACUACCUUGGGAUACGACAGUUCUAUGUUGAACGGUUUACAAUCGUUGGCAUACUGGAGAGAUUACAUGGGAAACCCCACUGGUACUACUUUAGGUGCUUUAACUAAUGGGACCAUUUUUGGUUUUAUUUUAGCGAAUCCAAUGGCUCCCUAUGUUGCUGAUAAAUUUGGUAGAAGAGUUGCUAUUAUUUUUGGUCAAACGGUCAUUAUCAUUGGCUCAGUCCUUCAGGGAGUUUCCACCAAUUACGCAUUCUUUCUAGUAUCAAGAAUAAUUUUAGGGUUUGGAUCCAUUUUUUCAAUGGUCGCUUCUCCAGCACUUAUAUCAGAGAUUUCAUAUCCUACCCACAGACAUGUCACUACUACAUUCUUCAAUACAAACUAUUAUGUUGGAGCUGCCAUUGCAGCUUGGGUCACAUUUGGAACUAGUGGCCUUAGUAAUGAUUAUUCCUGGAGAAUUCCUUCUUACUUGCAAGGGUCCAUAGCGCUCAUUCAAUUGUCAUUAUUCUGGAUGGUCCCAGAAUCACCAAGAUACUAUAUAAGUAAAGGAAAAAUAGACAAGGCUGAGGAAGUCUUGAUAAAAUAUCACAUCGGGAAUUCUCAAGAUCCUGCCGAUAUUGGCUUAGUCAAAUUUGAGGUGGAAGAGAUCCAAGCUGCAUUGGAAAUGGAGAAAAUGUCUGCAAAUACUAGCUAUUUAGAUUUCUUGAAGACGCCCGCAAAUCGUAAGCGUGUUUUCAUUUGUUUUUUUAUUGCAGUUUUAAUGCAACUUUCUGGAAACGGCUUGGUUUCUUUCUAUUUAAGUAAAGUAUUGAAUUCAAUCGGUAUUACUGAUGAAAAAGAACAGUUGAAAAUUAACGGGAGUUUGAUGAUAUAUAACUGGGUCACGGCAGUAUCUGUUGCGUUCAUGGUUAACAGAUUUAGAAGAAGGACUUUAUUCAUGACUUCAACAAUUUUGAUGUUAAUUACGUAUGUUAUCUGGACAGUAUUAUCUGCAAUUAAUGAACAGCGUAACUUUGAGCAAGCAUCACUCGGGAAAGGAGUUCUUGCUAUGAUAUUCUUUUAUUACUUGGGAUACAACAUGGGUGCUAAUGGCUUGCCUUACUUAUACUUAACUGAAAUCUUGCCUUAUAAUCAAAGAGCGAAAGGUAUUAACCUCAUGUUGUUCAUUUAUAAUAUCAUUUUGAUAUACAAUGGUUUUGUUAACCCUGUUGCCAUGGAUGCAAUUUCCUGGAGAUAUUACAUUGUAUAUUGUUGUGUUAUAGUAAUCGAAGUAGUAGUCGUCUACUUCUUUUUGCCAGAAACUUCUGGAUAUACAUUGGAAGAAGUUUGUCAAGUUUUUGGAGACACUCCAGAAAUGGUUGCAACUGUUAAUGGUCCUCGGUCUAAGACAAGUGUGAACCACGUGGAAAGCGUAUAG